AUGGUGAAAGAAACUAAAUACUAUGAGACCCUGGGGGUUUCCCCAACAGCCACAGAAGCAGAGCUUAAAUCAGCCUACAAGAAGGGCGCUCUGAAGCACCACCCAGAUAAAAACGCGCAUAACCCGGACGCCGCGGAAAAAUUCAAGGAUCUCUCCCACGCCUACGAAGUUCUCUCGGAUCCCCAAAAACGUUCCCUCUACGAUCAAUAUGGUGAAGAAGGUCUCGAACAGGGCGGUGCCGGCGGUGGCAUGAAUGCUGAAGACCUCUUCGCCCAAUUCUUCGGAGGUGGUGGUGGCGCCUUCGGCGGUAUGUUUGGCGGCGGAAUGCGCGAGACCGGCCCCAAAAAGGCACGUACGAUCCACCAUGUGCACAAGGUCAGCCUCGAAGACAUCUACCGCGGCAAAGUAAGCAAACUCGCUCUCCAGAAAUCCGCCAUUUGCCCUCAGUGCGACGGACGAGGCGGCAAGGAGGGAGCGGUCAAGACUUGCGCACCCUGCAAUGGCUCCGGUAUGCGCACUAUGAUGCGCCAGAUGGGCCCUAUGAUCCAACGCUUCCAGACCGUCUGCCAGGACUGUGGUGGUGAAGGUGAAACUAUCCGCGACCGCGACCGCUGCAAGCGCUGUCUCGGUAAGAAGACCGUCCUCGAAAGAAAAGUCCUACACGUCCACGUCGACAGAGGCGUCAAGACAGGCCACAAGAUCGAUUUCCGCGGCGAAGGUGACCAGAUGCCCGACGUUUUGCCCGGAGACGUUCAGUUUGAGAUUGAGCAGAAACCACACGCCCGAUUCCAGCGCAAGGACGACGACCUGUUCUACCAGGCCAACAUCGACCUCCUGACUGCCCUAGCCGGUGGAACUAUUAACAUUGAGCAUCUUGAUGAGCGAUGGCUCAGCGUGACAAUCGCACCCGGCGAGCCAAUCACACCAGGUCAAAUCAAAGUAAUUCCCGGUCAAGGCAUGCCAUCCUUCCGUCACCACGAUUUCGGAAACCUUUAUAUCCAAUUCAACGUCCAAUUCCCCGAAAAGGACCAACUACAGAACCUCGAACUGCUUGAGAAGGUACUACCACCACGCCUGACCCAGGAUGUACCACCACCAGAUAGCAUGGUAGAGGACUUUGCCCUAGAGAACGUCGACAGUAAUGGCGGACAGGCCAGAGCCCAGGGAGCGGCGAGAGGAGAAGACGAUGAAGAAGAUGGUCUGCCGCCCGGUGCGGAGAGAAUGCAAUGUGCAUCCCAGUAA
Molecule: messenger RNA, 1242 nt
Organism: Arthroderma uncinatum
Lineage: Eukaryota; Fungi; Ascomycota; Eurotiomycetes; Onygenales; Arthrodermataceae
Product: mitochondrial protein import protein MAS5
Exons: 4
Coding region: 1-1242 (413 amino acids)
Biological process (GO): response to heat; protein refolding
Cellular component (GO): cytosol; cytoplasm; nucleus
Molecular function (GO): Hsp70 protein binding; ATP binding
Source: RefSeq, a predicted model, not a curated record